AUGAGGUUCCGUUUUGAAAACUAUCAGCAGUUCCAGGCCUUGAGGUUUGCAGUGGAAGAGAUCAACAGAAGUCCUGAUCUUCUCCCCAACAGAACCCUUGGUUUCUAUGUCUACGACUCUUGUGCUGCUCUACAAAGCGAGUUGGAGGGGACACUUUGGAUGCUCACUGGUCAGAGUCCAGCAAUACUCAAUUACUGCUGUAGAGAAAGCCCUCCUCUGGCUGCCAUCAUUGGCCACUCAUUGUCCACUUAUUCCAUCCUUAUGGCUCAUAUCCUAGGACAGUAUAGAUUCCCACAGGUCAGCUACUUUUCAACCAGUUCCCUCUUAAGUGACAGGAAACAGUUCUCCUCCUUCUUUAGAACUGUCCCAAGUGAUAUUUUUCAAUCCAAAGGGAUUGCACAGUUGGUGAAGCACUUUAAAUGGACAUGGGUUGGUCUCAUAGCUGCCGAUGAUGAUUAUGGUCAUGAAGGCAUAGAGGUGCUCAGACAAGAGAUAAUUAAAGAAGGAAUUUGUGUGGCCUACACUGAAUAUAUCUCGAGCAACUUCAUCUUUAAAAACAUAUGGAAUAUUGCAAACGUUAUAAAGGAAUCAAGUGCCAAGGUGGUGGUGGCCUUCUCCACUGAUAUCUACUUAAUCCCUGUUCUGGAUGAGAUGCUGAAGCUCAAUCUAUUGUAUUACAUUAAAAAUGUCCGGGUAAAUCUGAGCAAUGGAAGAGAAGUUUCCUUUGAUAAGGAUGGGAACCCACCAGCUGUAUAUGAUAUAGUCAACUGGCAGCCUGGGGCAGAUGGAACCAUCAAGCAAGUGAAAGUGGGAAGUUACGACAGUCGGAAUUCUUCUGGAGACGUAUUUGGCAUUAAAACAACCACAAUAAGUUGGGGGACAAAGAAUAAGGAGAUUCCCCUGUCAGUUUGCAGCCAGAGUUGUCCAGAAGGGUUCAGGAAAGCGACCAGACAAGGAGAACCUGUGUGCUGCUUUGAGUGUGUUCCCUGUGGCCAAGGAGAGAUCUCCAAUCAGACAAAUUCCAUUGAGUGCUGGAAGUGCCCCUGGGACAUGUGGCCCAACAGUGCAAGAGACAGAUGUUUGUCCAAACCCAUAGAGUUCCUUUCCUAUGAGGAGCCACUCGCGAUCAUCUUGGCAUCUACUGGUGUUAUCUCUUCUUUAAUCCCAAUUUCUAUAUUUCGACUUUUCAUUCGGUAUAAAUCCACCCCAAUUGUGAGAGCCAAUAACUAUUCAGUGAGUUGUAUUCUCUUAGUAUCUCUGUCUUUCUGCUUCCUCUGUGCUUUGGCUUUCAUUGGUUACCCCCAACCUGAGAAGUGCCUUCUGCGCCAGGCGGCAUUUGGCCUUGUCUUUACCCUCUGUGUAUCCUGCAUUUUGGCCAAAACUGUUAUUGUUGUUUUUGCCUUCAUGGCCACUAAACCCGGGAGCAGGCUCAAAAAAUGGACAACUCCCCGUGUGCCCUACAUGAUCAUUACCAUCUGCACCUUCAUACAACUCACUUUGUGCAUUUUCUGGCUCUCUAUCUCCCCUCCUUUCCCACAAUACAAUAUUGAAGCCAAACCUGGAAUCAUUGUUGUAGAGUGCAAUGAAAACUCUCAGUUUGCCUUCUGGUGCAUGCUGGGAUAUCUUGGAUUUUUAGCCUCUGUCAGUUUCACUGUAGCUUUCCUGGCCAGGAGGCUCCCAGACAGCUAUAAUGAAGCUAAAUUUAUAACCUUUAGUAUGUUGGCCUUCCUCAGUGUCUGGGUUUCUUUUAUUCCGGCUUCACUAAGUGCCCAGGGCAAGUAUACUGUUGCCAUGGAAAUCUUUGCAAUUCUGACUUCCACCUGGGCACUUGUGUUCUGCAUGUUCCUCCCCAAAUGUUUUGUCAUAUUGUUCAGACCCAACAUGAACACCAAAGAAAAACUCAUGGGAAAAGACAGGAGUAGGAUGUAA
Xenopus tropicalis (tropical clawed frog) is the source of this 1929-nucleotide messenger RNA. Lineage: Eukaryota; Metazoa; Chordata; Amphibia; Anura; Pipidae. The record is from RefSeq and is a predicted model, not a curated record.